Molecule: messenger RNA, 3492 nt
Organism: Setaria italica (foxtail millet)
Lineage: Eukaryota; Viridiplantae; Streptophyta; Magnoliopsida; Poales; Poaceae
Exons: 5
Coding region: 955-3135 (726 amino acids)
Biological process (GO): regulation of photomorphogenesis
Source: RefSeq, a predicted model, not a curated record
UCGCUUGGCAGAGACUCCGCGACGUCGCCCACCCCCCCGCUGCUCCGACGUCUCCUUCGCCAGUCGCUCGCCCCGCGCCGCCUGGUCCGCCGCUAAUGGCGGCCUUUAGCCUCGUAGGCCAGCCGACGCGACGCGGCCGCAUAUAUGCCACAGCUCACUGUCCGCCGCGCCUUCCCCGCGCGCGCCAGGAUUGGCUCAUUUUGCUGGCCGGGGAAGAGGGGGAUUCCCCGUGGCCGCGCGAAAAUUCGCUGAACCCCCCGUGCAGCGUCCCCAGCCCACAUGUUUUUUGAUUCCCGCGGAUGCGGAGGCCGCCGUCGGGAUGGGGACGGGGAUGUUGCCCGGCGGCAAAGCAGUGGGGCUGCUCGGCACUUGAUCCAUUCCUUCCUGGCAGAGGUGGCGCAAGUGGGCGACAGGACAGGUGCCGCCGCCGCCGCGUAGCUGCUUCCUCGGGGGAAGGGCCGGGCUCUUUUAAGCCUUGGCUGGUUGCUGUUUCUCGCGGCGGAGGCGUUUGUGGGCUAAUCUUGCUUGCGCCUGGCGAGGAGGAGCCAGCGAUCACUGAGCGUUAUCAUGCCAACUUCGCUUGGGACGGCACUAGAUGGUCUCUUCUUUUGUAAGCACUUCUGCUUCGUAUGGCAAAUGAAGAAUUCUCCUCUAGUCCACUUGGGUUGGCGCUUUGGAAUUUCUGCUGAGUAUUAAGGCACCUCUUUUGUCAAGUAAUUGUUGGGAUAAAUAUGCACGAAUGACGAAUUAUACAGUGUUAUCUACUUUUUUUUUUUCACAACUAGUUGCAGUUGCAGCCGUGUAGCUUGGAUGUAGAAGUUUCGCCACUGUCCUUUGUUGAGGUUGCAUAACACACUUCGACAGCAAAGCCUUGCCUGCAACAAGAACCUUGUAAACAACAUUCAAGCAAAUCUGCCCAUCCAUGAAACUUAACCGCACUUGAAAGUUGUAAUCAUGUCAGAUUGUCCUGCCAAAAGAUUUGGAGAGAAAGAGUUUCAAAUUCUGUCGGGCCAAAGUGAUCUUGGUUUACCUUUUGAGCUCAUCAAAGCUAGAGUGUCUGAAAGCCUGAUGUUGGGAGUGAGCAAUGCAGGUGCAUCUACAGAGAAUACACAUCAGUUUAGUUCCAAGACCUGUGGCAUAACUCAUAAUGUUUGCCAAGGAGUUGAGUGCAAGAAUGUUGAUCGGGUUGGUACACCUUUUGAAAGUUCCAUGAUGCAGAAAAAUAUGAACUUAUAUGCUGCUAAUACAGUGGUAUCAGAAAGAUAUUCUUUUCAUAAGCUUUCAGAUAUAUCUGUGAAUUCUCGUAAGGUUUUGAGCUCAGACAAUCUGAGUAUGGAGUGGGAUCACUUCCCUAUGUUUGAAAUCAACAGGAAGAUUGACAGUAUACUUAACCCAAGACGCACUGCAUUUGGUAUUUCAUCUGAUAAGUCUUUUGCUCCGCAGAAAGAUUUGAAGGUAAACAUGUGUACAUCUAAUGUGAUGGCAUUUUCGUCAAAGGAAUAUCAGUUCCACUCACAUCGAAUAGCUGAUGAGAAUAUGAGUAAGUGCAGAUCUACAGGUGGCAUCCUGUCUCACCAAGAUAAACUUAUUGGUCUCAAUUUUGAUCAGGCUGGGAAAAAACUGAAAGGCCAUUUAUCAAUUGAAGAGUCAAGCUCUUGCAGCAAGAAUGAGACUAAUUCAUCAUGUUCAUUGACAGACAAGCUCUGUUCUAGCAAUCUUGUCGUGAAUUCAAAGGAAGCACCUUGUUGUUCUAGUGAGAACUUCAUGUUCUCAGCAAGCAGAAAAGAGAAUGAAAAUGCUGAAGGUACACUCCUGGAAAUGCAAUUAGGAGCAUUAGGAGGAUGCCCUAAGCAACAAGAUCUUGAGGAAGUAGCAAAUCAUGGGCUAGUGCUUGGUAGAGAAUGUGAGAUGCGACCGGUCAAUGCUUCUACCAUCAGUAAAGGGAGUGAUGUGGGAACUAGUGAUCGUGGUAUGGUAUUUGCUAAUCUAUUACAGAGUGAACAUGAGAAUCUGCAUACACACAGGGUGAAUUCUGCGAUGAAGUCGACAAAAUCCUACAACCUACCUGGUAACAUUGAAAGCACACUAGCAAUGAAGAGCAAGGUUGAAACAUUGGCUCCUAGGAAACCACCAAAGGACAUAUUGACAGAUGGCAAGCCAAAGGCUCCCUGCUUAUUUGAAAUGCUAACACUACCUUCCAAAUCACACGUUACAUAUUUCAAUGAUCCCAUAUCUUCAGGUAGAUCUUGUGGUAACAUGGGUUGUUGUUCACUGGGAGCCCAGAAACAGUUCGCAACUAAAACUGAUACUUUGUACAGUAACACGCAUCAUGCAUCAGGCUUUGCUUCAACGUCAACACAGAAGGUAUUAUACCAGCCUCAUGUUUGCAACCAUAAAAGAGACUUUGGCUGUCCAAACACAGCACAAUCUGAGCAGAUAGCAACUUCAUCUAUCAGAGGAGUUUCAAGCUGCAGUGGAGGAAAUGAAACUCUCAACGUGACUGCAGGAAAUCACAGGUCUUCUCUUAAAGAAACAUGCACUAAUAAGCAAGAAUGGAGCAUAUCGAAGACAUCGAGUAUGAACCUAGAUCUAGUUCUUUUUCGGAUAAGCAGAAUGAGAAAUCCAAUUUCCAGUCUUCUAAUUGAGUCACCAGUAUGUUUGGAGCCAAGCGACAGGUGGCUCAAACGUCUGCAAAACGAUGUCUUGGAUCCUCGUUUGCCUUGUUCCAAGAGAUCAAAGAUUGGAGAUGGUCCACCACAUGGAGGAGCAUGUACCAUCUUUGGUCAAGAGCUUAAUUUUGACAUGGGAAAAGUUGAUAUGAUCAACCAGGCGAAGGAGGUCCAGCUAAGGUAUGGAAGAUUGGUUAACCAACAAAAUCUAGAAGGCUCUCUUAUUUCGGCAAAAAGUCUUAACAGUUGGAUAGGAAGAUGGUGCCAAGGUGGCACCCCUAUUUACCAUGGCACUUCAAAUGUUGAAAAGCAAACACCAAAGUUUAAUGUGCCACCUGAUGAUCUUGAAGGUCAGUUUCCAAGCAUUGCUGCAAUGGCGAUGAUGGGACGAGCAAUGAACAAGCUGCGACCGUGCGAACUUCAGAAAAGGGGUCCUUCGGUAGUGUGGAAGACACAAGGGCUGUGACAUUUGACAAGUGUGCUGAUAUUUGUUCUGUCCACUAGCUGUGAGAUACGUGCAGGUAAAAAAGAUGCGUUAAUAAACUAAUUAUAACGUGUGAUUGCCUAGCCUAUUCUUUGUCCCAAGGUUUUGUCUCUUCUAGUAUAAUGUCUCGCCAAUAUAUUUAUGAUGUGUUAAAUUUUGUCAAUUUUCUUUUGUGUUCCAUGAAAAACAAGAUUGUAACAAUAGUGGAUAAGGUAAGGACGCCUUUGUCCUUCCUUGAACAAUGUUGAAGAGCACCAGUGUGACUUAUCUGUAACACAAUUAUUGCAGUGUGGCACCAGAAAGGUCCUGGAUAAAAUAGAUCCAAGUUUAUCGAAAUAA